This is a messenger RNA of Dioszegia hungarica, 1716 nucleotides long. RefSeq lists its product as uncharacterized. The record is from RefSeq and is a predicted model, not a curated record. The coding region runs from base 1 to 1716 and encodes 571 amino acids. The transcript has 3 exons. NCBI's taxonomy places the organism in Eukaryota, Fungi, Basidiomycota, Tremellomycetes, Tremellales, Bulleribasidiaceae.
AUGGCCGACAGUAGCAGCGAGACCAGCCGCACGGACCUCGACUUUGGCUGGGUCUCCGACUUGCCAACCUACACCGGUCUUUUGCCCGUCAAUCCGUCAUCCCUCCUACCCCGCUUCUCCCUCUUCUCCCUCUUUCGCUCAUCCCGCCCAUCUCUUCCGCGGGAAGAUCAACUUGAACCCCUCUUCUCGCGCUCCAGCACUCAACCUAUAUCCAUCGGCGAGGCGACGAAGGGCCUCACGGCGCUCUCGGAGUAUAUCGCGUCGCUCAAGACUGCAUGUGUCGAUGUUACGGAGGAUCGGGCGGAGGAAGCAGAGGGAUGGGUGUUGCAAGCGAUGGAGGGGUAUCUGGUCGCUAUCUCCGUUGUCGCCCGGGCAAUGUUCGCAGCGGACGGAACGGACACGACUGGACUUAGCGGGACAAUCUCUCAAUCUCUACGCGGUCUCUUCACCAUCCACGCCCACUACAUCGGAGGCACGUCCUCAGCCAUCACGGCUGCCCUCGACAGAAUUGUCUCCAACCUGCUCGCUGCUCCGCAUAUCCAGCCGGAGGGCGACGACACCUCCAAUCACCUCGUGCCCAUCUUCGUCCAAACGCGGGAAAUCAUCAGUCAUCUUCAGCACGCGGCUAGGGCAAGCCACGUCAAGGCCGCGGUGGUGCUGUCAAGCGAGGAUGAAGCGGGGAAAUGGGAGUCAAGGGCGGAGGAGCGGAUGGAAUGGCUCCGGCUGUUCGCGGACCACGUGCGCGGACUGGGCGGUCUGCCGGCCAUGGUCAAAGAGGAAGAGCCGAAGGGCAAGGCGAAGAAAGUGACUAAGAAAGCUACGAAGCUGGCGGAGCAGGAGGCGCAGGAACGACCGAUGCGGAUCGGGAUUGAGGCGGACCUGCUACGGUGCGAUCUGGCGAUCAGUAUGGCGACUGCAAAGAUUGGGGAGGUGAAGCGGCGUGCUAGGGCAGGAUUGUCUGCUGUGCAAGUAGGAGUGGAUGUGGUGAAGGAGGAGGUGGUCAAAGAGGAGGUGGCGGUCAGGGACAAGAAACCGGUGUUGAACAGGAGGCGACGGGCGUUGACGGAUGAGUCGGACCUGGGGACCAUCGUGGAUCAGGACGAAUGGCUGGCGGAUGCACCGGCGGCGAAGCUAGACUCAGCUGGGGAAUCAGGGAGGAGGUGGGAGGACGAUGUCGAUGUGGGGUUGUGGGAAACGCUCGGUAAGGUCAGAGCCAUUCUUGAAGGGAAGCACGCCGAGGUGCUCGUUGCCCGGAUCGACCGGUCGGACUGGCUGGACGAUCCCAGCCCACCCGAUCCUCGCGGUUCUGUAUCGCCAUACGAACCACCUCGGACGGACACAGCGGAGUCGGAAUCGGACGGAUCUGCCUCGCCUUCCUCGUCGUCCGAGAGCGAUAGCGACGAGUCGGAGGACGACCUCUCCCACUCGUGUCCCCUCCGAACUCUCUUCCGCCUGCAUGACCGAUACGAAGAACAACGACUGGCCGUAUGGCUAUCACUUCAAAACGAGCAGAGGGGCAAGAUGGGCGCCUACAUGAGAGGCGUGGAGGGUAGGGUCGGAUCAGCAUGGGAUGCGGUGGGACUGAGGCUCUUGAUGGAAUUUGACGCGGACACACUUGAGGCGUAUGGGCUGAGCCCGGACAAGCACGAUAAAUGGGUGGAGCUAGCCUCAAGGCGGAAUACCAAGAAGAUCAAGAAGGGCCGGAAGACUGUUUGA